This is a messenger RNA of Indicator indicator, 891 nucleotides long. It is a transcript of the gene OTX2, whose product is annotated as orthodenticle homeobox 2. Gene Ontology annotation, biological process: regulation of transcription by RNA polymerase II; multicellular organism development. Lineage: Eukaryota; Metazoa; Chordata; Aves; Piciformes; Indicatoridae. Bases 1 to 891 code for a protein of 296 amino acids. Gene Ontology annotation, molecular function: RNA polymerase II cis-regulatory region sequence-specific DNA binding; DNA-binding transcription factor activity, RNA polymerase II-specific. The transcript is spliced from 3 exons. Gene Ontology annotation, cellular component: nucleus. The record is from RefSeq and is a predicted model, not a curated record.
AUGAUGUCUUAUCUUAAGCAACCACCUUACGCAGUCAAUGGCCUGAGUCUCACAACCUCGGGCAUGGAUUUGUUGCAUCCGUCCGUCGGUUAUCCCGGGCCUCUGGCUCCUUUCGCAGCCACCCCCCGAAAGCAGCGGAGGGAGCGCACGACCUUCACCCGGGCUCAGCUGGAUGUGCUGGAGGCCCUUUUCGCCAAGACCCGCUACCCCGACAUCUUCAUGCGGGAGGAGGUGGCCCUGAAAAUCAACCUGCCCGAGUCCAGAGUUCAGGUGUGGUUUAAAAACCGCCGAGCCAAGUGCCGGCAGCAGCAGCAGCAGCAGCAGAACGGGGGCCAGAACAAGGUACGACCAGCUAAAAAGAAGAAUUCACCAGCUCGGGAAGUGAGUUCGGAGAGUGGGACCAGCGGGCAGUUCACUCCCCCCUCCAGUACCUCGGUCCCUACCAUUUCCAGCAGCAGUGCCCCUGUAUCCAUCUGGAGCCCAGCAUCCAUCUCCCCGCUCUCAGAUCCCCUGUCCACCUCAUCCUCCUGCAUGCAGAGAUCCUAUCCUAUGACCUACACCCAGGCAUCAGGCUACAGCCAAGGAUACGCUGGCUCAACCUCUUAUUUUGGAGGGAUGGACUGUGGAUCUUACUUGACCCCUAUGCACCACCAGCUUCCUGGACCGGGGGCUACCCUGAGUCCCAUGGGUGCAAAUGCGGUCACCAGCCACCUCAACCAGUCUCCAGCCUCGCUCUCCACCCAGGGCUAUGGAGCCUCCAGUUUGGGCUUUAACUCCACCACUGAUUGCUUGGAUUAUAAAGACCAAACCGCUUCCUGGAAGUUAAACUUCAAUGCUGACUGCUUGGAUUAUAAGGACCAGACAUCAUCAUGGAAGUUCCAGGUUUUGUGA